This is a messenger RNA of Seminavis robusta, 1669 nucleotides long. The record is from the annotation of a GenBank genome assembly. Lineage: Eukaryota; Bacillariophyta; Bacillariophyceae; Naviculales; Naviculaceae.
CAAAUCCCUUCCUUUCUGAAAGAUCCAGACAUCCAAACCGACAACAGGACAACAGGACAACCGACAACCACACGAGGACAAGUUCUUCUGCCACUCAGUACCAGACAAAAGCAACUCAUUCCAGCACGAUGCAAGCCUUUGCCAUUGAGAAAUCUGGUGAUAAGGAAGGCAAACUGGUGUCCCUUCCUAUCCCCAAACCGUCACCAAACCAUGCCUUGAUUAAGGUUCUUCGUGCCGGAGUGUGCAAUACAGACCUGGAGAUAUUGCAGGGAUACAUGGGAUUUACAGGAGUCCUGGGCCACGAAUUUGUGGGUCGAGUAGUGGAAGUGAAUACGACCGAUCCAGCCACCAAAGACAAAUGGCUGAAUCAACGGGUUUGUGGUGACAUUAACGUGGGAUGUGCUUCCUGCGACAUUUGUCAUGGAUGCUUGGAUGGUCGUUGUUCGAAAAUGGGGCGCAACCAUUGUCCCAAUCGAACCGUCCUGGGCAUUCUCAAAAAGAAUGGCACCAUGGCCGAAUACUUGACCUUGCCGGUAUCCAAUCUACACAAAGUACCCGACACCAUGGACGAUGCCACGGCUGUGUUUGCCGAACCCCUGGCAGCGGCUUGUCGUAUUGUGGAACAAGGACUGGUCAAUUAUGAUAGUAGCGAUCCACCCGAUAAAGUGGCAAUACUGGGAGACGGCAAACUAGGACUCAUGAUUGCAGAGGUCUUGGGACGAGAACAUGCCAAACGACUUGGCCAGAACAACAAUCACCCGCGACCCGUCAUGUUUGGAAAACACCAACACAAACUGGAUUUGGUGAGUGAGAGCGGUGUGGAUUGUCGGCUGGUUUCCGAAUGCAUUGACACGGAAGCAUUCAGUGGAGUGGCAGCACAGCAUGCUGCCAAAUACGAUGUGGUGGUAGAUGCCACAGGGUCUCCAGCAGGAUUGAAAUUGGCAGCAGGCUUGUGUCGGCCCAUGGGAACUUUGGUUCUAAAGUCGACUUGUGCUGCUGGAGAACAUUUCAAUGCAGCUCCGUUUGUCAUUGAUGAAUUGAAGGUUAUUGGGUCGCGGUGUGGACCGAUCCAUACCGCAUUGGACUUGUUGGCUAUUACGAAGGAAACAACGGAGGCAAGCGGUUUGCCUCCACUGCGAGUCGAAAAAUAUGUUACCAAGACGUUUCCCUUGUCUCAAGCAGUGGAGGCAAUCCAAUGCGCUGCCGAGAAAUCUACCAUGAAGGUUCAAAUCAUUUGUUCCGAGUAGUUUAUGGCACGCAAUCCAAAUGGUGGCUGCUCCUACAAGCAAGAUGGACAGUACUACUAGAUUUGUUUCUAUCAUGAAGUUGUCGUUCGCACAGGAAGUUGCAAUAGCAAUGCUAAGUCAUGAACAAACGGCGGCUCUAGCUAGUUGGAGUCUUGGCGUUGUCCUGGAUACUCGUCGUCGUCAAUAACUUCUUAGAAAGCACAGCUCUGCAGCACAUGCCAUCACAAAGUGAACGCCCCCAGGUUCUGAUGUUGUCCAACCUACCGGUAGCAGCUAGCGAGGGGGUAGCGGAACAAUGCUGCCAUGCUGUCCCCUUUUAGAACCUAAUGAACUAACUACAUGCUAAUCCCACCGAUUCCUUGUCCUUGUUUGAUCUCGUUUCUCAUGAUGGGCUCCUUUCUCUGUCAUUGCAAUUGAACCAU